GCCACUGCCAGCAACUCCGGUGCAGCCAGCCCCGAUCCCGCGCAAGAUGUCGAUCCAGAAGAUCCAUGCCCGUGAAAUCCUCGACUCCCGGGGAAACCCGACGGUGGAGGUGGACCUGCACACGGCCAAAGGUCGCUUCCGGGCUGCGGUGCCCAGCGGGGCUUCCACCGGCAUCUAUGAAGCCCUGGAGCUGCGGGAUGGAGACAAAGCCAGGUACCUGGGCAAAGGGGUUUUGAAGGCCGUGGAGCACAUCAACAAGACAAUCGCCCCAGCCCUGAUUGAGAAGAAAAUUAGCGUUGUUGAGCAGGAAAAGAUCGACCGGUUCAUGAUUGAAUUGGACGGAACGGAGAACAAAUCCAAGUUUGGGGCCAACGCCAUCCUGGGGGUCUCCCUUGCCGUGUGCAAGGCUGGGGCGGCUGAGAAAGGGGUCCCCCUCUACCGCCACAUCGCGGACCUUGCUGGGAACAAGGAGCUGAUCCUGCCGGUGCCGGCUUUCAACGUGAUCAACGGGGGCUCCCACGCCGGGAACAAGCUGGCCAUGCAGGAGUUCAUGAUCCUGCCGGUGGGGGCCAGCACCUUCAAGGAGGCCAUGCGGGUGGGGGCCGAGGUCUACCACAAUCUGAAAGCUGUGAUCAAGAACAAGUACGGGAAGGACGCCACCAACGUGGGGGACGAAGGCGGCUUCGCCCCCAACAUCCUGGAGAACAAUGAAGCCCUGGAGCUGCUCAAGAGCGCCAUCGAGAAGGCCGGCUACCCGGACAAGAUCGUCAUUGGGAUGGACGUGGCCGCCUCAGAGUUCUUCCGCAAAGGCAAAUACGACCUGGACUUCAAGUCUCCCGACGACCCCAACCGCUACAUCUCUGGGGAGAAGCUGGGGGAGCUUUACCAGAGCUUCAUCAAGAACUACCCAGUGGUCUCCAUCGAGGACCCCUUUGACCAGGACGACUGGGAGACCUGGAAGAAGUUCCUGACUCAGGUGCAGAUCCAGAUUGUGGGGGACGACCUGACGGUGACCAACCCCAAGCGGAUCCAGCAGGCGGUGGAGCAGAAGGCCUGCAACUGCCUCCUCCUCAAGGUCAACCAGAUCGGCUCCGUCACCGAGUCCAUCCAGGCCUGCAAGCUGGCCCAGAGCAACGGCUGGGGGGUCAUGGUGAGCCACCGCUCUGGGGAGACCGAGGACACCUUCAUCGCCGACCUGGUGGUGGGGCUCUGCACUGGGCAGAUCAAAACCGGGGCCCCCUGCCGCUCGGAGCGCCUGGCCAAGUACAACCAGCUGAUGAGGAUCGAGGAAGAGCUGGGUGAGAAAGCUCAGUUUGCUGGGCGCAAAUUCCGACACCCACUGGCCAAGUGAGCGCUCCAGGCUGAGAGGAACCUCCCGCCUGCCUGCCAAAACGGAUCCCAACCCCAGUGGGGGCCUUCGAGGCCUCGUCUCUGUCUCUUGUCACCUCUAGAAGAUCUGUGGAAUCGCCCCAACUCCACCCUGGGGGGCUGAAUAGAAAGGCUGCUGUGCCAACUACUUUGC
This is a messenger RNA of Protobothrops mucrosquamatus (brown spotted pit viper), 1522 nucleotides long. It is a transcript of the gene ENO3, whose product is annotated as enolase 3. The record is from RefSeq and is a predicted model, not a curated record. The transcript is spliced from 12 exons. Bases 47 to 1351 code for a protein of 434 amino acids. Gene Ontology annotation, cellular component: phosphopyruvate hydratase complex. Lineage: Eukaryota; Metazoa; Chordata; Lepidosauria; Squamata; Viperidae. Gene Ontology annotation, biological process: glycolytic process. Gene Ontology annotation, molecular function: phosphopyruvate hydratase activity; magnesium ion binding.